Messenger RNA from Adineta steineri, 1953 nucleotides. NCBI's taxonomy places the organism in Eukaryota, Metazoa, Rotifera, Eurotatoria, Adinetida, Adinetidae. The record is from the annotation of a GenBank genome assembly.
AUGUCAACGAUUACUUGUGCAGAUCUUCCAUCAAUUACAUUGAACGAAUAUAAUUUCCACCCCUUUUAUGCACAUACUGAUCAUCAAUCACGCAUGCCCCUUCAAAACAAUAAACAACGAGAAAUAACAAGUAGUUCUUCAAAUCUUUUGUCACAUCAUUUAAAUGAAGAUGAAAGUUGUCAAGUAUGUGGAGAUUUAGCAUCAGGAUGGCAUUGCGGAGCCAUAACAUGUGAGGCAUGCAAGAAAUUUUUUCUUCGUUCAAUUUCAACAGGUGAUGGAAAUAAAAAGUAUAAAUGUCAAAAAGAUUUUUCUUGUUCAAUAACAAAACGUUCACGAACUCAAUGUCAAUAUUGUCGAUUUCAAAAAUGUAUUUCAAUGGGAAUGAAACCACAUGAACCAGUUGGACCAAAAACAGAAGAUUUAUAUAAAAAACUGCCAUGUCUUGUUUGUAGUGCAUCAGCAUCAGGUAUUCAUUUUGGUGCCGUCACUUGUGAGGCUUGCAAAGGUUUUUAUCGUCGUUCAAUAAAAGAAAAUGCUGCUGAGCGAUAUCUUUGUGUAGAAAAUAAUAAUUGUGAAAUAUUAGCACCAUCAAAACUUAGUUGUCGAGCAUGUAGAUUUAAAAAAUGUAUUCAUUUUGGAAUGUCGAUGAAAGCAUCACGUAUUGGUCGACAAUCAAAUUUGUUCAAAGAAAGUAUUCGACAAAUACAAAAUGGUACAACAUCAAUGGUAACAAUAAGAGAUUCAGCUCGUAUUGCAUCGAUGGCUAAACGACGAAAGAUAAAAACUAAAAGUGGACGAACAAUUACUACAAAUAAUGAAAUUGAUAUUGAACUUUCUUUAACUACAAAAGAAUUUAUUAAAAAAGUGCAUAAUGCAUAUAUUAUGCAUUUAAAGGAUUUACCUCGAUGUAUUCCUCGUGAAACAAUCUGGUGGACCAUGGCAUCACAAAUGACAAUAUAUGCUGAGGCAGUAAUAAAUUUCUGUCAAAAAACAAUUCCUGUUACAAACCUUUUUGUUAUAGGUUUUGAUAAUAUGUAUGAAAGAUAUGAAAUAAUAUCAUCCAGUAUAAAUUCUGUAAUCAUGAUAACAUUAUUAUCAAAAAUGACGUCGACAAAAUAUUCGUAUAAUGAUAAUAAUAAUAUUCAACCAAUAUGGAACUAUUGGCAAGCUGAAUCAACAUUAUCAGCAGAACUAAAUGCACAUGUUCCACAAUUAACAGAAGCUGAAAAUGAAUUUCGUUCAUUUGAAUCAAAAAUAAAAGAUCUUCAUUUCGAUGAAAAAGAAUUAUCUCUUCUUUUAUUAAUGAUUAUUACUCGAACAAAUUUAAAUGUAAUAAAUGAAGAAAAUAAUUCAUGGCCAAAAUGUCAAUAUGAAUGUGUUCAAGCAUUUUCUGAAUAUACACAAGCUCGUCGUUCAACUAGCAAUGAACAUCUUCCAAUAGAAUUUUAUGAUAUCAUAUUUUUAGUAUCUCAACUUCGAUCAUUAAAUCAUCGUAUAAGUCAAUGUUUAAUGAAUCUUCCAUGGCCAUAUAUUCCAAAUUUACCUUCAUUUUUCUAUCCGAUUUAUUUACCACAUAUAACAAAUAUGUCAUCAGUAUUAAAUAGUAAUUAUGAUUUAGUGGCUUUAUCACCUGUUAAAUCAACAUUAAAUAGUAAUAAUCAUUAUGGCAAUGAAUUCUUUAGUGAUUCUUUAAAUAGUAAUUUAAUUGAUGUCAAUAUGCCAACGAAUAAUUUUGGAACAACAAAAAAUAUAUAUUUACACAAUGAAAAAAAAUUUCGAACCAUGCCAAGAAUUGAGUCUCCUUCACAAACAUCAUGGCAUGUUUCUAAUAUGAUGACGAAUCAUCAUUCAUGUUCAUCUUCGUCUUCUUCAUCUCCAUCAAAUAUGGGACGAUUUGAUUCUCGAGUAAUAGGCAUUUCAUCAGAUGAUAUAACUGUUUCAAUUCGUUGGUAA